ACCUCUCUUGGCUGUUGGAAGAAGAGGAGAAGGUAACAAGAAAGGAUGAGCGAGACCAACUCGUUCAUGGUGUGCGGAAGCCGUUUCGACAUCUCGGUCAACUAUGCGCUGAUUAAGCCGAUCGGGCAGGGAGCGUACGGCAUUGUGUGCGCGGCCAAGGACGUGACGGACGGAAACAAAGUGGCGAUCAAGAAGGUGGGCAAGGUGUUCGACCAUGAGACAGACGCGAAGCGAACGCUCCGCGAGGUCAAGAUUCUGCGGCACUUUGACCACGAGAACAUCAUUGCACUGUACGAUUUGAUGCCGCCGCCGUCGCGCGAGGCAUUUGAGGACCUGUACAUGGUGACCGAGCUGAUGGACACCGACCUGCACCAGAUCAUCGGCUCGAACCAGCCGCUGUCCGAGGAGCAUGCGCAGUACUUUGUGUACCAGAUCCUCCGCGGACUCAAGUACAUCCACUCUGCGCACGUCCUCCACCGCGAUCUGAAGCCAUCGAACCUGCUGGUCAACGCCAACUGUGACCUCAAGAUCUGCGACUUUGGCCUUGCGCGAGUGGCGGAUCCUGACGAGAACCAUGCCGGGUUUAUGACCGAGUACGUGGCGACACGGUGGUACCGGGCACCGGAGAUCAUGCUCUCGUGGAAGCAGUACACCAAGGCGGUCGACCUGUGGUCGGUCGGCUGCAUCUUUGCCGAGCUCCUGCAGCGCCGCCCGCUUCUUCCAGGCCGUGACUACAUCGACCAGAUUACCAAGAUCAUCGACCUGCUCGGCACGCCUUCGGAGGACGACAUUGCCGCUAUCCAGUCGGACAAGGCGCGCCGGUAUGUCAAGUCGCUGCCGCACCGCGAGCUUAUUCCGUUUGCACAGCAGUUCCCCGACGCCUCGCCCGAGGCGCUUGACCUGCUCCAGGGCCUGCUGACCUUUAACCCUGCCAAGCGUCUGACCGUUGAGGAGGCGCUGGCCCAUCCGUACCUCGCCGCACUCCACGAUCCCGACGACGAGCCGUCAGCCGAGGCCAUCUUUGACUUUGCCUUUGAGCGCGAGCAGCUCAACAAGGAGCGCCUCCGCGACCUUCUCUUUGAAGAGAUCUGCGCUCACCACCCUGAGAUUGCCGAGGGCCAGAGCGCCAACGGUAUGGCCACCAUGGACAUGGAGUAGCCAAUUGCAUGUUAAUUCCUCACUUGUCACGCUCUUGGUCACCCCAGCUGCAGGAUCGACGUCCGCAGCACACGCUGCGGCGAGCCGUCAGCAC
Thecamonas trahens ATCC 50062 is the source of this 1252-nucleotide messenger RNA. Its product is annotated as CMGC/MAPK protein kinase. Gene Ontology annotation, biological process: intracellular signal transduction; protein phosphorylation. The coding region runs from base 46 to 1158 and encodes 370 amino acids. Gene Ontology annotation, molecular function: MAP kinase activity; ATP binding. Gene Ontology annotation, cellular component: cytoplasm; nucleus. The transcript is spliced from 2 exons. The record is from RefSeq and is a predicted model, not a curated record. Lineage: Eukaryota; Apusomonadida; Apusomonadidae.